AUGGCUCCGCCAGUUCUUGUCCAUGUCGCGAUACGCUCGCUCGUUCACCAUGUUGAAGUCCAACCUCAACCUUCAAACUCGCUUUCCUCCAGAGACUUGCAGAAUCCCACACACACGCAACAGGUUACACUGGGUGUCAUCGCUGCCUAUGUUGUAGCCAUUGCUAUUCUCUGGAAUGUGCCGUAUUUAAAAAUGAUCCUCUGGCCAUUCAAGAUGCUUGUCAUCGCCUUUCAUGAGUUCGGUCACGCCAUCACCGCCGUGCUCACUGGUGGAAAAGUCGAAUCCAUCAGCCUUGAUCCCAACGAAGGCGGCGUCACACGUAUGCGAGGCGGUAUCAGCGCCAUCACUCUUCCCGCCGGAUAUCUGGGUUCUUCAAUCAUCGGCGCUCUCCUCACCUUUUGUGGUUUCAACAUUGUCGCAUCCAAAGUUGCCAGUAUCGUCCUCGCCGUCUGCUUCUUGCUAACUUUGUGGUGGGGGAAGCGCGACUGGCUGACCAUUCUCACCGUUCUCCUUGCUGUCGGCCUGCUCAUCGCCUGUUGGUUCAUUGUUCACGCUCAGGCUCUUCGUUUCGUUGUCCUCUUCAUUGGUGUCAUGUCGUCGCUGUACAGCGUCUGGGACAUUUGCGACGACUUGAUCCUUCGCAAGGUGAAUUCAUCCGACGCCAGCGUUUUUGCCAAGAGAUAUGGGGGUUCUUCUCAGUGUUGGGGAAUAAUUUGGUCCAUUAUUUCCGUUCUCAUUAUGGCUGUUGGUAUUGUUGCGGGUCUAGCCGCGUUCUCGCAGUCUUUCGAACAGCAACAGCAAGAUUCCCAACACUUCAUCCCAACCUGA
Messenger RNA from Pochonia chlamydosporia 170, 828 nucleotides. Its product is annotated as peptidase m50B-like domain-containing protein. The record is from RefSeq and is a predicted model, not a curated record. Gene Ontology annotation, molecular function: ATP-dependent peptidase activity; metalloendopeptidase activity; ATP binding. The transcript has 2 exons. Bases 1 to 828 code for a protein of 275 amino acids. Gene Ontology annotation, biological process: proteolysis. NCBI's taxonomy places the organism in Eukaryota, Fungi, Ascomycota, Sordariomycetes, Hypocreales, Clavicipitaceae.